Molecule: messenger RNA, 1655 nt
Organism: Serinus canaria (Common canary)
Lineage: Eukaryota; Metazoa; Chordata; Aves; Passeriformes; Fringillidae
Gene: C23H1orf232
Product: chromosome 23 C1orf232 homolog
Exons: 4
Coding region: 486-1103 (205 amino acids)
Source: RefSeq, a predicted model, not a curated record
UGGCCACGCCCGUCCGUGUAAAGCCACGCCCAGACCCGGCAGGCCCCGCCCCUCCGCCCGGUGUCCCCGGUACCGGGACGGGCCCGGGACUGUCCCCGCAUCCCUGCGCCCCCCCAGCCUCCGCUGCCGCUGUCCCGCGUUGCCACCGUGUCCCCCCGUGUCCCCCGCGCCGCCCCGGUCACCGCUGCCAUGAGCGGGGCAGGGCUCAGCGUGUCCCGCCGUGUCCCGGCGCCGAUCGUGUUUCGUCCGUGAUCAAUUAUAGAUGGGGACACGCGGCGGGGGGAGCGCGGAGCUCCAGCGCCUCCUCUGCACCAUGGGGUCUGUCCCAGCCCUGGGGGUCCCAAGUGGGCGAGGGGCACCGGGGGGCUGGGGCAGGGGGCUCGGGAUGGGUUUCGGGGUGACUGGAGGAGCCGCCCCCGCGCUGCCCCCGGCUCGUUCCGGGCUCAGAUUCCUUUUGUGCGGUGCAAGUGGCCCCUGAAACUUUAAUGAAGCCACCGGAUCGCCGGGUCGCCCGUCCGGCCCGCCCCGCUGCCCGCGGCUGCCGCCGGUGCGGCCCCGCCGAGCCCCUCGCCAUGGCCCAGGGCUUCUGGCGGCUCUACAAGGCCAAGGUGCUGCAGACCCUGGGGGCGCCGCGGCCCGACGGGGCCCUGCAGGACGAGGGAGACCCCCCCGAGCUGAUGGAGACGGCCGAGCCCCCCGCGCUGCUGGAGGAGGGAGCCAGCCCGGUGUCCCAGCUGGCCCGGAAGGUGCAGGGGGUCGGUGCCCGCGGCUGGCGGACGCUUUCGUCCCUCUUCACCCGCGAGGACGAGCACCAGCUGCUCAGCCCGGAGCCCUGCCCAGACCACCCUCUGGCCGCCGAGCCGCCCGAGGUGCCCCACACCGAGAAGGCUCCGGGGUUUUGGGAUCUCUUUGCGACCAAGUGGCAGCAGGCGGCGGGGCCGGACAAGGCGGGGCCGCCCCCGGAGCCGGACGAGAGCCCGGGGGAGCCGCCGGGGGACGACGGCAGCGACCUGCGGGAGCCGGAGGAAGGGGCCUUCCACUGGGGCUUCCUGGCCGGCAAACUGGCCGAAAUCCGGAAUAAAAACGCCCCCAAGGGCAACUAGAGGAGUGUGCAGCAGCCGGACUCGCCAGAAGUUAUUUGCGGCCCCCCAUUGCUGGUGGGCAGCGCCCCGCCCGUGCCCGAGGGCUCUGCCCUGGGUUUGGGUGUCACCGCUGCACUAAAGACCCCGAAAAUUCACUUUUUCCCUGAGCUCUGCCUGCUGCUUUCCUUGCCCUCGCCCCCCAACAGCCCCAUUGAAGCAGCUGGACCCCGAGGGUGGGGAGGGGGAGCUGCCCCCCAGCCCUGGGGCAUCCCCUCACAGCCACACACAUGCCAGGCUAGAAAAAACCCGAAGGGAUUUAUUGAGGGCAGCUCUGGCCCCGGCAGCCCCUGCUCUGGGGAGGAGGGGGCUGAGGGGUGGGCACUGCCCACGACAGGGGGCUCGGGCUCUGCCCACGCCCAGCCUGCAGCUGGAGCAGGACUUGAGUGGUCCGUGGGGGCUGCGGGCCCGUGCCACCCUCCUGGGCUGGGGACAGGGAGAAGAUGGGGGACAGCAGGGGGACAGCAGCCUGCCAGCCCUGAGGCCACGGGUGGCCCUUCCUCACCUGCCCUCAGG